Messenger RNA from Staurois parvus, 309 nucleotides. Lineage: Eukaryota; Metazoa; Chordata; Amphibia; Anura; Ranidae. The record is from the annotation of a GenBank genome assembly.
UCAUCUGGCCACACCCCGGGAUCACUCAACAGCUCUGCCUCCUCACCGGUGAUUGGCCACGGGAACUGUAGCUCAGGAGAGGUACACAGGUGGCCAAUCACCGGCGAGGAGGUGGAGCUUGGAGAAGCGAAUGAAGAGAAGGAAGACAGCUGACCAAUGGUGCUUCUGCAGCCAGGUAUGCGGACUGUAGAUGGGAGAGGGAGGGUGCGUGAGCCACCAGGGUAUGCGGACUGUAUGCGGACUGUAGAGGGGAGGGAGCGAGCCCAGGCUGGAGCAGGGGUCAGCAAAGUAUCAUUGGUGUCAGUGGGA